AUGGCUCCCAAAAAGACAGGACUGCCGAGAGAAGUCGUGAGAUGGCUGCAGAGCCUCGACUUGUCUUUCUACCCGAAGAACGUGCCCAGAGAUUUUUCCAACGGUUACCUGGUGGCGGAGAUAUUGUCUCGUUAUUACACCCAAGACUUUCUAGUGCAGUCGUAUGACAGAGGAGCGUCACUCUCUGCCAAACAGUGGAACUGGAGCCAAAUAGAGAGGUCUUUACAGAAGCAGAAUCUGCACUUGAUGAAAAAGCUGAUUGACGGAAGCAUUCACUGUAAACCAGGAGCAGCCGAACUGUUGGUGCAGGAGGUUUAUACUCUUUUAACUACCCGGAGCAUCCGAGAUGUUCGGGGCCCAGCGUCAGACUUCACUGACCGACAGUACCAGGAGCUUCUCCCCACGCUGGCCCGCUCCACGGCCUCCAGGGCCAUCAAGAACAACCUGAGGAUAACGGAGAUCAUGGCGGAGCCCGACAUCAGCACCAACCAGAGGAGGGCCGAGGUCAUCCUCCACAGGCAUCUGGGGCACAAGGCAGAGGAUAGGGUCCUCAACCCUGGACGUUUGAAAGUGAAGCCUAAUCUGUGUCGGCCGGCAGCCAAAGAUCCUGAGCCAUCCAGCCGCGGCGAUGAGUGCUUUGCUUCAUCCGGAGACACUACGGUGAAGUUCUGCUCCUCUUCAACACGGAGUGGAGCGGCCGUUUCCUUUAAGGAGAUAAAGGUGCACCAGCCUGUCAGACGCUCCCUGGUCAACUAUUAA
Cyclopterus lumpus (lumpfish) is the source of this 759-nucleotide messenger RNA. It is a transcript of the gene spata4, whose product is annotated as spermatogenesis associated 4. NCBI's taxonomy places the organism in Eukaryota, Metazoa, Chordata, Actinopteri, Perciformes, Cyclopteridae. The transcript is spliced from 6 exons. Gene Ontology annotation, cellular component: axoneme. The record is from RefSeq and is a predicted model, not a curated record. Gene Ontology annotation, biological process: regulation of cytoskeleton organization. The coding region runs from base 1 to 759 and encodes 252 amino acids. Gene Ontology annotation, molecular function: microtubule binding.